UGAAAAGUGAAACUUAAUUUGCCUCCAUCAGUUCACACUCUGCAACCCAGCAAGAACACGGCGCUCCCCACGCUGCUUUUGUUCCCCCCGCAAUUCAGCUUUAAAAAGGCAUGGCAUACGUACCCCAGACUCACCAGGUGGUGACGGUCACCCAGCAGGGUCCGGGCAGAUGGAGCACCGACCUCUGCGACUGCUGCGCCGAGAUGGGCACCUGUUGCUGUGGGUUGUGGUGUUUCCCCUGCAUGCAGUGUGAGACUGCCAGUAAGUACGGCUGGUGCUGCCUGAUGCCCUGUCUGGACUUCUGUGGCAUUGUGUCCUGCAUACUCCGCUCCAACAUCAGAGAGCGUCACAACAUUCCUGGGUCAGGCUGCGAUGACUGUUGCAAGGUGAUGUGGUGCUACCCCUGCGUUUGGUGCCAGAUGAAUCGAGAGCUGAAGAUCCGCGCCCGCAAUCCAUCAAGCGCCACCGUGGUCACCACUCAGGUCGGCAGGAUGUAGCCUGCAGACAUGGAGGUGGCUCCACCGCCAUACAUUUUCCAUACAUACAUGUGAUAGGUAUUUUUCCUUUCGAACCUAUAUAAAACAAAGAACCACAGACAACGUAUUAUGAAUUUUAUAGCCAAGCUUUUGCAAAAGGAGAAAACACAGAGAACUGCUCCUCUGACCAGUUCACCAUGUGUUCUGAAACUCUGCAGUAGAGCUUGUCUUUUUAUUAACACAAAACAAAAGCAAAGGGGGCUGGUGCUGAUAAGAUUAGGAGCCCCCGAAACGAACACAAUCAAACACAGUUUUACGACUAAGGAAUUUCUACCUAGGGGACAGUCAGGAAAAACAACAAAGGUCGUAAAACUUCUGAUACAAUCAACUAGCAACCCAGUUCCUAGGUGUGAUAACUAAUCAAAGGUCUGAGAAACACAUUGUUAACUGUUUCACAUGAAGAUAAACAGACAGUAGUGACUUCCAGGUCAUUUAAAGAAGAGAACUUUUUAAACAGAAAAUCACUUUAAACAGAAGAUCACUUUAAACAGAAAAUCACUAAGAUCUAUAGACUUAAGGUGAACCAGAGUAAGAAUGAAAUGAUAAUACCAAAAAAUCUCUAACAACAUGGUUCAUACGUUUCAUAUUUUGUCGUUUCACCAUCGUUCAGCGUUAUUGAUUGGAGUUUAAUUUGAUGAAAGAGAAGCAUUGCUGUUAAGCUGUGUGAAUGCAUCUGUAACAAGUCAACGUUACUCUGUUUUGUUACCCUUCCUAAGAUCUUCUAGGUUUGAGUGAAUAGGUGUCACAUUAACAAGUGUGAUAUUUUUCUGCUCUUUGUUCCUUAAUAAAAUUGUUCCUUCAAGUCUUAA
Messenger RNA from Xiphophorus maculatus (southern platyfish), 1345 nucleotides. Its product is annotated as cornifelin homolog B-like. The transcript is spliced from 4 exons. Lineage: Eukaryota; Metazoa; Chordata; Actinopteri; Cyprinodontiformes; Poeciliidae. Bases 111 to 497 code for a protein of 128 amino acids. The record is from RefSeq and is a predicted model, not a curated record.